AUGUCGGUCCCUGGCCUCGACAGCGCGUCGCAAGCGCAGUCCGCCAACGGCUCCACCUCCAACUAUGACCUGCUGCUGCCUCUGCAGGGUCGCAUCCGACCGCGCCGUCUACACCUGUCAGCAUUCACUCCAGAGACACACGAAGGAAGCGUGCUGGCGUACCUGGGCAUUCCCUUCGCUCAGGCACCGAUAGGCGAACGUCGCUGGCAAGUGCCUCAAGGCCCUUUGCCGAGCUGGUCUGCAACGAGGGCCUCGAAAUGGCAGUCGGACCCACAUCAAGACUUUGCUUCAAUGGAGGGCAUGUACAAGGGUCGAAAGAAUGCCAAGACAGCGAUACCACGAAGCGAGAACUGCCUCUACCUCAACGUGUGGGCGCCAGAGACGGUCGACGAUGCCAAGAGACCCGUGCUGGUGUGGAUCUAUGGCGGGGCCUUCUCGGUCGGCAACUGUUCUCGACCCUUGCACGAUGGGGCGAGGUUGGCGCACGAGAGCGGCUGCAUUGUCGUCUCGCUGACAUAUCGAGUUGGCGCGAUGGGUUUUCUCGGAUCACGAACCCUGGCUAACAGCGCAGCGGGAGAGUGGCCGCUAGUGACGCUCGAGGCACUGCGGAGCAAGCCCUCGGCCAGCGACAGUAUCGGCGUGGGUGCGGGCAACUGGGGCCUCUGGGAUCUUGUGAGUGGCUUGCUUUGGGUGCAGAACUCCAUCUCGGUCUUUGGCGGCGAUGCCAACAAUGUCACGGUCUUCGGCGAAAGCGCAGGGAGCAUCGCCAUCCACUACCUUCUCUUGUCGCCCUGCGUCCCUGAGGGUGUCUUCCACAAGGCGAUUCUCGAGAGCGGUGUGGUGGCUACUCUCGUUCCGCGCACGACACAGGCAGUGCAGGCGACGUGGGACUUUCUCGUUCGCUCGCUAUGUCCUCACCAUCUUCAGGAUGACGAGGCGGCGCAGCUCGAGUAUUUGCGGACACGAGUCAGUGCCGACGACAUUGCUACGUGCUUGCGACCCUUGGUAGGCAAACGACCCCGAUCCGAAUACACGCCGACGCUGUCCGAGCUGCAGCGCUUGCCUCAAGCCCGAGAAGACCUGCAAACCGAGGCGUUUGGUGUGACCGACCAGUGGGGCCCUGUAUGGGACGGUGUCUUUGUAGAUGCCGACUUUGUCGAGCGGGCAUUCACUCCACUUCCCCCUAGAAGCAAGCUCCGGAACGGUCGAAGCGGCAUCGCGGUCGGCAUGUGUGCAGAUGAAGGCACGAUGUUCAACUUCCUGAUCGCCACUGCGCAGUCGCUGGCAGCUCAUCAGGACCUCUUCCAUCCUGCCCUGUCGUCCGAUCUGGGCCGCGUCUAUGGCUUCGACACUCGCGAACUGAAGACAAUCAAGGCAAGUGGAAGCGAAAAGGCGCGACGGGACCAGCAAGCGUUCUACACCUGCGCCACCUAUACCGGAGACACGCAGUUCACCGCCCCAAUUCUGGACUACAUGGCCAUGCACAGCGGACUAUCGGCCCAAGCAGAGCACGUCGACGUGUAUGGCUACCUCUUGGCGUACAGACCGUCAUCAAGAAUGCUCGAGGCGCUGACUGUGGUGCCCGAGAUGACGGAAGAGUGGGCCGCUUUCCACACGCUCGAUAUCCCGUUCGUGUUCGGAUUGGUUGGCUCGCCUGACGUCGACGGUCAUGCUUUUGUGUCCGAGAUGUCGGAGUAUGGCGUCGAUCCGGAUGAGGAUGAUGGUAGCAAGAUGGCGCCUGGAACAGCACCGCCGACGGCUUCGAAGGGGAUGACCAAGGCAGAGAGGGAGCUCAGCCUGUACAUGAUGCGAACGUGGACCACCUUGGCACGGUUGCCAACGACGGAAGACGGUGGUCGGGAAGGGGUCAAACUACCUGAUGGGUCGACCUGGCUUCCCCUCCGCUCUUAUAGGGCAGAUUCAGAAGACCCAGCCUCGAUUGACAACAUUCAUCUUCUCGCUAUCGGCGAUGCUCCGCAAGCGCCCGUAAAGGUACGAGCAAGACCGGCGGAUGAGCCGAUCCGUGUCUACCAGACUGCGCUCUCACAGCAUCCCUUUGCUCAGCAGCGACCUGUCGCCGGUGAAGCCAGUAGCCUGCAAGAGCGAGUCGAUUUCUGGAUGCACAAGCCCAUCACCGGCACAGCGGCCAAGUCGGACGCUUCCGAGGGUGACAAAGACCAGCUUCGGAUGUGCCGAUAUCUCCAGAACUACUACGGAUUUUUGUCCACGCCGCCUCGCUUCAUAUCCUGGUCAGCGGCCUAG
Messenger RNA from Kalmanozyma brasiliensis GHG001, 2262 nucleotides. Its product is annotated as Carboxylesterase, type B. Gene Ontology annotation, molecular function: cholinesterase activity. The record is from RefSeq and is a predicted model, not a curated record. The transcript has a single exon. Lineage: Eukaryota; Fungi; Basidiomycota; Ustilaginomycetes; Ustilaginales. The coding region runs from base 1 to 2262 and encodes 753 amino acids.